Messenger RNA from Oryzias latipes (Japanese medaka), 1625 nucleotides. RefSeq names its product sarcospan (Kras oncogene-associated gene) (gene sspn). The record is from RefSeq and is a predicted model, not a curated record. Gene Ontology annotation, cellular component: dystrophin-associated glycoprotein complex; sarcolemma. Lineage: Eukaryota; Metazoa; Chordata; Actinopteri; Beloniformes; Adrianichthyidae.
UUUUCAAAUAACAGUCAAGCUGAGGCUUGGUAACAGCGGGCUGCAGGGAGGGAAGGGAAAGAGUUAGAGGCAGACGGCAAGCUAAACUCACCCUCCACACUUUUAGCAGGGAAAGUCGUGAAGAUAAACAAAGAGAGAGGGGAAGACAGGAAGAGAAAAUGGGAAAGGGGCAGAAAGGUUCCUUAGGCGAGAAGAAAGGCAAGAGGAUGAGAGAUGACAGUCCAGCACAAGAAGACGGCAAAAAGUGUAGAGUUUUCCGUUUCCCUCUGCUUGUUGCUCUGCUGCAGCUGCUUUUUGGGGUGGCUGUUGCUGCCGUGGCCUUCCUCAUGGCGGCCAUUAGUCCUUCACUUUUGGCCAGAGAGACUCCACACUGGGCUGGGAUCAUUCUCUGCUUGGUUUCACUCGUGGGCUUCAUCCUGUAUUGCAUCAACUACCUGCCAGAUGAGAAGACUUCCAUGCAGUUUGUUGUAAAGCUCCUCUACUUCAUCCUCUGCACCACCGGUCUGGUCAUUUCCGUGUUGGCUGUGGCAUUUGCCGGACACCACCACUCACAGUCCAGCAGCUUCACCUGUAAGCAGAUGGGAGAAGCCUGCGUGUGCGUUCAGGAUCCUAAUGACCCCAUAGCUCGCACCUUCACCUAUGAGGGGGUGAGUGACUGUGAGGCAAUUACGGGGACACUAAGAUUCUACUUCCUGCUCCAAAUCCUGCUGAACCUGGUCCAGGCGCUCGUCUGCGCUGUUGGCACCUUCAUCAUGUGGAGGCACCGCUACCAGGUCUUCUUCUCAGGUCUUCAGAUCGCAUCUCCUUCCCCUGAGCUGUGGCAAAAGGUUUAAGGCGAUGAAGAUGGAGGUGAUGUGAACUCUGGUUUUCCAGAUCAUAAUGAAGGAAAUAGUGUAAAAAAUCCCUGAUGGACAGGAACCCUUUUGUAUUCCCGCAUGUUCUUUUUUUUUUCUUUCUUUUUUUGCUUAACAGAAUCACCACCAAGUGUUUUAGCAAAGUGUUCAAUCAUAGAUCCUUUCUUCAUAGGAGUAAAACAAUCAUGUUUUUUCCAAUUAUUUUGUUGAACAGUUAAAGUUAAAUGCACUUUUUAUCAAUUGCAAAUGGAAAUAGCUGAAAACGUUUACAAAUAUUCAAUAUUUAUGCCAAAAAUAUUGUGAAAAAAAUACAUCUUUAUUCAUAAUUCAUAAUAUGCAUGUGUUCCCAUACAUUUGCUCCUCUAAAUGAGUCAUAUUAAGUAAAUUAAUUUUUUUCAAACUUAAAAGUCAACUUGGUCUUUUCUGACAAGUUCUUUGAGCUUUCAGACGCUGACAUUUACUGAUUAGCGUUUGGUAGCAUAAAUGAAGCCUUUGGGUAGACCACAGAGUCACUGUGUUCAGGCAAUGAUUUGCAUAAUAAUGUAAAUGAUUUGUCAGAUAUUUGCUCACUGAUUAAGACGCUCAAUGAUAACUGCUUGAAUGAAAGGGUCAAACUGCCACAGAGGUCUGCUACGUUUCCUAUCGUGUAAUUUUAUAAACUGAUCUCACCCACGGGCUUCGAGGUAAAUAAUGUCAGAAUCAAAUUACACUGAAACUGUUUGUUGUCUUUACAAUAAAAAUUCAGUCAUGAAUAACAACUGCUUUGUUCAA